Molecule: messenger RNA, 948 nt
Organism: Scylla paramamosain (green mud crab)
Lineage: Eukaryota; Metazoa; Arthropoda; Malacostraca; Decapoda; Portunidae
Product: histone-lysine N-methyltransferase, H3 lysine-79 specific-like
Exons: 3
Coding region: 1-948 (315 amino acids)
Source: RefSeq, a predicted model, not a curated record
AUGACGCGGAUGAGGAUGGAAUAUUUGUAUCCGAUUAUAGACCCCAACAAGAAGAGGAAGAAGCAGGACAUGGAGGGCGAUGAAAACCAGAACAAGAAGACCAAGAAAGACACGGAGGACCACGAGAAGCAGUACAAGAACACGAAGAAGGACACAGAAGACCACGAGAAGCAGGACAGGAAGACGAAGAGGGGCACGAAGGACCACAAGAACCAAGACAAGAAGAGGAAGAAGGACACGAAGGAUCACGAGAAGCAGGAAGAGAAAAGCAAGGACAAGGAACAUCACGAGAACCAACACAAAAACACCAAGGGAGAAGGCAGGAAAAACCGAAGGAAAGGGCCAAAAAGACGUGAGAGCCAGGCCAAGAAGAGGAAAGGUAAGAGUAUUGAAGACCAUGAUAGCCAGGCCAAGAAGAGAAAGGGGCAGGGCAAAGAGGACCAUGACACCCAGGUCACGAAGAAGUUGCACGACAAGGAGGAACAUGACAGUCAGGCCAAGAAAAGAAAGAGGCAGGACAAGAAGGAAGAUGACACCCAGGCCAAGAAAGUGAAGAGGCAGGACAAGGAGAAACAUGACACACAGGCCAAGAAAAGGAAGAGGCAGGACAAGGAGGAACAUGAAACCCAGGAAGAGGGAGGGCGGGACAGCAGCAACGUGCUGAAGCUGAAGGUGGAGGCCGAAAGAGUCAAAAAGAAGAGGAGUGUGAGCGAGUACUGCCGUGUUCAUCUUGAGGAAGGACACAUGACGGAUGCGACCGUGCGCGGCCAUCCAUGUCUUGUCUUUUUUGACACCGGCGCCUCAGCCAGCAUCAUGUUCCUGUCACUGGCUAAGAGAGCGGGCCUCCUCACGGGCCGCGAGAAGACAGAAAAAAUACUCUUCUCUACCUGGAAUGGCAUCCUGUUGCUGGACGUGAUCAUGCUCGACGAGGUACUGUUGGUGCUGUAG